Molecule: messenger RNA, 534 nt
Organism: Closterium sp. Naga37s-1
Lineage: Eukaryota; Viridiplantae; Streptophyta; Zygnematophyceae; Desmidiales; Closteriaceae
Source: the annotation of a GenBank genome assembly
GGUUUUUCGGUUUCCGCAAAGCCCAGUACAGUAUCCAUCGUUCCCAGCCUAUGGACUAACGGUGUCGGCAGCAACGUUCCGCCCGGCUCGGGCGAGUCCGUUCACGCGGUACGUGAGUGCGUCGUACACUCUCACGCAGUCGGGGCAGCAGGACGCCUGGCUCCUCCGCGACCCCUCCUCCUGGGAUGUGCCGUGGCUCUCCUGGCCCGUCAAGGACCAGGACGCCUGCAAUGCGUGCUGGGCGUAUGCAGUGGUGGCGAGCAUAGAAGCAGCAUACGGCAUCGCAACGAACAAAGCAGCGCCGCAACUGUCAGUGGAGUCGCUCUUUGCAGCCAUGGGGCUCACCACUGCAGAAGGGAAGUGCAGCGCUGGAGGCUCCCCAACUGAUGCCUUUGAGAAGCUGCUCGCCCUGCCCAAAGGGGGAGUCGCUCUAGCUGUCAACGCCACUGCCAGUGGAGUGCCUGCAAGCACACGCAAACGAGCUGUUGUCAAGUACUACCCCAUCCAAGGCUUUGAGCGCACGCGGUUCAAGGG